UGUAGAAUUAGAAAAAAAUAUUGAGCUCGUUGUUGUACAAAAUUUUAUAUUGUAUUUAUCGUAUUAUGGCAGCAUGCAGUUUGGAAUUCUCUUCGUCACAGUGGCAGUUGCACUGCUGCAGAGUGGCUAUGGUGUUUAUGUAUCCAUCAGGAUGCCGUACUUGAAUCCAGCAGGAGUAACUUAUAUAAACAAUAUUGAACCGCAAGCACAGCUUGCCUACAGCGUUCCCGGAAAAAUUGAGGCUCAGCACAUCGGAUAUGCUGCCGCCCAAGUACCAGCAUUGGCUGCUGUACCUUACGUUAAACACGUGCCAACUGUGUCUCAUGUGCCAGUCACAAAAAUUGAAGCUCAACCUGCUCUUCUAGAAAAACAAUUAGACGUAGUAAAACCAGCCGUUUCCACUCGUAAAUACGAAGUACGUCGUCCCGCAAUCCAGAAACAAUUCUUCGACAUUGAAGAACGCGUCGUUGUUCGUCCAGCUGGAUCAGCUGUAGUUGAACUUGAUCAACCAACAUCUAAGACACAAAAAGGACCAGCUCUAAUUCAACCUCUAUUCCAACAGUUUGAAGCAGCUCCAACUCUUCCAUCUCAAAUAGCAUCUGCCUCUCCAUCUGCCAACAAUGAUGAAACCGUUGUUGUAGAAAACCCUGAAUUGCGUAACCUUGGAAUUCAAAAUCAAUUUUCAAAUCAAAACCAAUUUCAAAAUCAAAAUCAGGUCGGCGCAACCCCGUCGUUUCCUCCGCAAGGAAGGACUAGUUUGAACAGUGCACCGUCGACUGAACCUUUUGUUGCCCAUGAUCCUUCACCAAGUGUUGUCGUCAGCCCAAAAUCCUCCCCUGAAGAAGAUAAACAAAACCAAAAUAGAUUGAUUGAAUUACUGACUGCUCGUGGCAACGUUGCUGAGGUCGGAUUCGGUCGCAAUGGUGUCUCCCAAUCCGUAGUUAGAGAUGCUGCUCAAGUUCGAGGUCGAGUAAUCUCUGCCACUCCAGCACCAGACUAUGCAGAACCAGCUGACGAGCGCCAACCUACCUUCAUAAAAACUGCUCGCCUCGAUCAUGUUCAAGUUCACAGUUCCGUUCCGGUAGUCGGAAAAGCUCUUGCACCAACGGUUGCCCAUGCUGCUGUCCCGGUUUAUCAGAAGACUAUCUCACCAGCUUAUGAAUACUAUCAUUAAAUAAUCUGACGACUUACAAUCAUAGUUUCCCGUCGUUUUAAAACAGGAUUGGAUUUUCGGAAUAAGGAAUUUAUA
Eufriesea mexicana is the source of this 1249-nucleotide messenger RNA. RefSeq lists its product as uncharacterized. The coding region runs from base 74 to 1174 and encodes 366 amino acids. The transcript has 5 exons. NCBI's taxonomy places the organism in Eukaryota, Metazoa, Arthropoda, Insecta, Hymenoptera, Apidae. The record is from RefSeq and is a predicted model, not a curated record.